UAGUUGUCUUAUACAUUUAAAAACAGCCAUGAGAGGAGGAUAAGAACCUUCAAGAACCACUCCAAGAAGGCAAGAACCCUGGCCUCCUACCCUAUGUUAGGGGGUUUCCUUUUCUAUUAACCCCUCCUAGCUCCGACCCUUUACUUGCUAGGUUUCCUUGUUUGUUUCUUUAAGGCUCCAGUUCUUGUUAGAUAGCAAUUCAAUCCAAUGGAGCUCUUAUACUACUUUAUUUUCUGUUUCUCCAUCCUCUUCCUAGUCUCAAAACUUCUAUUCCAACAAAUGAAAAACUCACCUCCUUCACCAACUGCUCUUCCAAUAAUAGGCCACUUCCAUCUCCUCAAGAAACCACUUCACCGAACCCUAGAGGCACUUGCAGGCCAAUAUGGCCCAAUUCUAUCUCUCAAAUUCGGAUCCCGCUCUGUCCUUGUUGUUUCCUCUCCAUCAGCUAUCGAAAAAUGCUUCACCAAGAACAACGACAUCAUCUUUGCAAACCGACCUUACUGUUUCGCCGGCGAACAUUUAGCCUAUAACUACACCACCAUUGGAUGGUCUCCCUAUGGUCAUCACUGGCGCAUCCUCCGCCGUGUCGCCGCCAUCGAAAUCUUUUCCUCAAACAGUCUCCAGACAUCUUCGAUUAUCCGAAACAAAGAGGUUACUCACCUUGUUCGUCAACUGUAUCGAGGCUCAGAUGGGGGGAAAUUACAGAAGGUGGAAUUGAAAUCCCUAUUUUUUCAACUGACUCUGAAUAUCAUGAUGGGGUUAGUUGCGGGAAAGCGGCUUUUUGGAGACGAGGAGGUUGAUGUGGAGCUGCGGGAGAAGUUUCUCGAACCUAUGAAGGAUCGGACCAAUCAAACCAUGUUUAUGAGCAUGCUUGAUUUCUUUCCAUUCUUGAGGUGGGUUGGCCUUGUGGGAGAAGAGAAGAAAAUGAUGAGGUUUCAUAGAAAGAUAGAUGCAUUGUUUCAGGGUUUGAUCGAUAAGCAUCGAAGGAGGAUGAGCGAUACUAGGAAAGCGAUGAAGGUGGAGGCGAAGGAGACACUUGUUGAUGCUCUCUUGUGCCUUCAACAAGCAGAACCUGAAUAUUACACGGACGAUAUUAUCAAAGGCAUCAUAAGGGUCUUGUUCACAGCAGGAAUAGACACCUCGGCGCUCACCCUUGAAUGGGCAAUGUCACUGCUGCUAAAUCAUCCAGAGGCACUGAAGAAGGCCAGGGAAGAAAUUGACAACAAUGUCGAGCAAGGGCGUUUGAUAGAAGACUCAGAUCUUGCAAAGCUUCCCUACCUCCGGUGUAUCAUCAACGAGACGCUUAGACUGUUUCCUGUGGCACCACUUCUAUUACCUCAUGUGUCAUCUGAAGAGUGCAGUAUAGGGGGUUAUGAUGUCCAUCCUGGAACCAUACUCUUGGUGAAUGCCUGGGCCGUUCACAGGGAUCCUAAGAUCUGGUUUGAAUCCACAAGCUUCAAGCCAGAGAGGUUCGAAGGUAUCGAAGGAGAAAAAGAAGGGUAUAAGUUUAUCCCAUUUGGUCUGGGGAGAAGAGUGUGUCCAGGUUCAGGCAUGGGCAUAAGGGUGGUGUCUUUGGCAUUGGGAGCACUGCUUCAGUGCUUUGAGUGGGGAAGGGUUGGCCCCGAGAAGGUGGACAUGAGUGAAGAUCCAGGGCUUACUAUGCCCAAGGCCAAGCCAUUGGAGGCCAUGUACAUGCCACGUCCAUCCAUGAUUAGUCUCUGCUCUCAGCCUUGAUCCUUUGCUUGUGUGUUUGUGGUUUUAAGAGUUCUUCCAUAUAUAUAAGCCUUGUAGUCGUACAUUCACAUCAUUGUGUGCUUAGGGUCUUUGGUUGGUUGGUUGAUUUGCAGUUCAUGUAAUAUAUUGCCUGGAUUGUAGGCUAAUACAUUGUAAACGUACUACUUUGAUAAUUGCAUCACCUAUGAUCAGCAGAGUUUAUCGGU
Molecule: messenger RNA, 1940 nt
Organism: Macadamia integrifolia
Lineage: Eukaryota; Viridiplantae; Streptophyta; Magnoliopsida; Proteales; Proteaceae
Product: cytochrome P450 81Q32-like
Exons: 2
Coding region: 208-1734 (508 amino acids)
Molecular function (GO): monooxygenase activity; oxidoreductase activity, acting on paired donors, with incorporation or reduction of molecular oxygen; heme binding
Source: RefSeq, a predicted model, not a curated record